Prorocentrum cordatum is the source of this 1923-nucleotide messenger RNA. NCBI's taxonomy places the organism in Eukaryota, Dinophyceae, Prorocentrales, Prorocentraceae. The record is from the annotation of a GenBank genome assembly.
AUGGGGCGACGGCAGCGACUCAUCAUCGGCCCCACGGCGAUUAUCGAAGCGCUGGGGGCGGUUGCGCUCGACCUCGUGGAAGCGGCUGUCGCGUCGGCGGUGGCGUCGGCAGUGGCAGCAGUCGCGCUUUCGGAGGCAAGGCCGCAGGCGAAGAGGGUGGCAGACGAGGCUCACGGCGAAGUCUCGCAGCAAGAGCCGUUCACCGGAGAGGAACAUCCAGCAACGCUGGGUCAUCUUGCCGCGGGGGUGGGCGGGGUCGACUUCCAGCGCGAGUUGCAGGCCUCGGACUUCGGACUUGGCACCUUCGAGGGCUUUGAGUCGCAGCAGGACCGCGGUUGCGAGGUCGUGGAGUCCACAUUCCAUUGCGACGGCGGUAACUUCAGGGCCGCCGUCGGGCUCAGCACUGAGGUGUUCAGCUUAGCGGAUGAAGAGAGCGGCGCGUUCGCGGACGGCUGGGCGCGCCGGCUGGCUACUGACGCAGCGGCGGGCGUGAUCCACGGCGUCGACGGUUUCGAGGGGUGCGCGAAGUCCGAGGCGCACUUGUCCGAGGUGGCGCCGUUCCCGAAGCUCGCGGUUGAGAAGUGCGGGGGCGAGUCGGUUGAGCAGCAGGGUACGGGGCCCGCCUACGCGGACGAGCUGAUGGAGAUCAGCGAGUCCGACGGCCAAGCCGGCAAGAAGAAGGUCAAGUUCAAGGAGGAGUUCGAGGGCGCCGACGGCAUCUCAGAGGAGAAGGCCUCGAUGGGGAUCAGCGAGUUCGACGGCCACGUCGGCAAUGAUAAGGUCAAGAUCAAGGGGGAGUUCGAGGGCGCCGACGGCACCUCACCGGAGAAGGCCGCGGCCUUCGACGGGGGCGACGCCGAGAGCCUGAUGGGGCGCGCGCUCGGCGAGUGCCGCAGGAUGGUGGUGGACAUGGGUGGGAGUCGCGCCGCCUUCAUGUCCUGGUUGCAGGAGCUUGCCGAGUUCAAAGGUCUGGGCGUCGACGCGCGCGCCGUGGCAGGCGAGGGCGAGGUGGAACGCGCGAGGGCCGAGAAUCGCCCCGCGCACUUCCACCCCUUGCCCCUCGGCGUCCGGGCCCGCGCGUCCGGGCCCGCGCGCAGCUCCUUGCCGGACCAGCUGGCCGAGCGCGCGGAGGGGGUCGACGUCUCGGGCGCGGAGCGGUCGGAGUUCGUCGAGCCGCAGACACCUGGCCCCUUCGAGUUCCGCAAGCGCAAAGUGACGCGCGCAGGCCUGCAGAUCUCGCGCGCCCAGGUGCUCGCGUCGACGGCGCGCCGGGGCCAGGCCGUGCGCCGCAGGGCGCCGGAGGCGCUGGCGAUCUGGGCGUGCUCGGCUUUUCUGAAGUGCAUCCUCUCGAUUGACCUCUUCGCGUACUUUGCGCUGUCCUGCUUCCUCUACCUGGCGUGCGGGACGACGAUCACCGUUCUCGUCCCUGGCGUGGAGGCCUUCUUCUGCAACAUCGCGGCGCAGGAGAAAGGGUGCGACAACUGCCCCGACGAGCUGAUGAUGUGCGAGAAGCCUACCUGCUGGCAGAACGCAGGACUGAAUCUUACGUACAAGAAGUACGCAGCUGAUUCUACACAAGCCUUCUACCAGAGUUACUCGAAGGCAGCGCUUGACACGGCGGCCAACAAGUUUAUCCAGUUAUCUUCGGUCACCGACCCGCUUCAGCUGUUGAGCGCGCUCCACGGCAACGCCGAUGUCACCGUCGAUAGCAUCGAGUUCCAUUGCCAAGUGCUCUUUGUGGCCAUCGGCAAGGUCGAGCCCGGCGUGCUGAGCGGCACAGGUGGCCCCUGCACGAACGACGACGGCGUGAAGCAGGCGGAGGUCGCCACCGAAUGCCCCUGCGACGAUCUCGAGUUCACCGAAGCGGAUGCGACGGAACGCCGCGGGGAACGUUGUCGCGUCGGUUUCGCGCCUUGCAUGUGA